AACAUCGGAUUUCUCUGUGUUUUUGAAAAAUAUUCUCUGUAAACAGAUAAACCUAAACACAAGACCCCCGACAAAAGGAUAAUCUUAUUUCCAUUUCGGAUAACCCUUUUCCCUUCAUUUAUUCUCUUUUUCUCUUUCUUUUCUUAUAUAUCUUUUCCACGUCUGUACAGUAUUGCUAUUGUAUGAUCUCUCGCCAAUAGCAUAUACCCAUCUGCUGUUUCUUUACCUUCAGCUUUUUAAUUCUCAUUGGUUCAUUGUCUUGCUCUUUUGAGUCACUUUUUGUUUUUAGUUUCGUGAUGUCAAUCGCUUUCGAAAGGAGCUCUGGUGAUUCGAUCCAGAGCUCUGGUUAUAUGUCACGGUUUAUGGGCGGUGUGCUUGCCGGAAAUCGGCGGUUUUCGGCUGGGGAGAGGAGGAGGGAGGAGGAUGACUCCUCUAGCUCUUCUUCGUCAAUCGGGAGAAAUAGUGACGAGGAUUCCGGCGAGGAAUCCGAGGUUCAGAGUUCGAUUAGAGGACCGUUACAUUCUAUGGGUGCUUUGGAGGAGGUUUUACCUAUCAAGAAAGGCAUAUCAAAGUUUUAUAAUGGCAAAUCAAAGUCGUUCACAAGUCUAGCAGAUGCUUCCUCUGCUUCCUCUGUUAAAGAUUUCGUUAAACCAGAAAAUCCCUAUACCAGGAAGCGCAAGAAUCUAUUAGCUCGCAAUAUCAUAUGCGACGACAAUUUCCCGCCUAAAGAUAACGGAAGUUGCGUAUCAAAGAGACCAGCAACCUCCAUGAACUGCCCUAAAAGCAAAAAUAAAAGGAUAGAGUCUCAAUCAAUGUCAUCUUCAUCUUCUUCUCACCUUCCACCCCUGCAUCCCCGAGUAAAAACAUCACAUGGCAACGGAUCAUGUCUGCCUCCUGUUCAAAGGAACUCUAAUUGGCGAUCUUUCUCCUUAUCUGAUUUGCAAUGUGCUGCUGCGGCUGCAACUUCUAAUAACUGAGUUUGACAAUUCACGGCAAAGAUAUUGGUAGCAUGCUACAUUGACAUAUAGCUUUAGUUUUGCUUCUCGCUAUGAAUCUGGUACUUGGGGAAAUGUCACGGGGUUGAUGUUUGUCGUAGCUGGUUUCCUGCUGCAAUCUGAUGGUUCCGCCCUUUGUACUUAUAGCUUCAGGUUUGUUAUCAUGCCUGGGCAUUUUUAAGAGGAUUAAUGAAGCCGGACUGUUUCUCUAGUGUUGUCUGUUCUGAAUGUUAGAUAAUGCGUAGAAUGUUUAAGUGAUGUAUCAGACGAGUGUCAAUGUAUAAUUCUCCUUGUCCCUGAUUUGGAAA
Ricinus communis (castor bean) is the source of this 1303-nucleotide messenger RNA. Its product is annotated as protein OXIDATIVE STRESS 3 LIKE 2-like. The coding region runs from base 297 to 977 and encodes 226 amino acids. The transcript is spliced from 2 exons. The record is from RefSeq and is a predicted model, not a curated record. NCBI's taxonomy places the organism in Eukaryota, Viridiplantae, Streptophyta, Magnoliopsida, Malpighiales, Euphorbiaceae.